Molecule: messenger RNA, 2890 nt
Organism: Xiphophorus maculatus (southern platyfish)
Lineage: Eukaryota; Metazoa; Chordata; Actinopteri; Cyprinodontiformes; Poeciliidae
Product: C-C chemokine receptor type 6-like
Exons: 2
Coding region: 125-1222 (365 amino acids)
Biological process (GO): immune response; G protein-coupled receptor signaling pathway; chemotaxis
Cellular component (GO): membrane
Molecular function (GO): chemokine receptor activity
Source: RefSeq, a predicted model, not a curated record
GCAGUCGAAUCAUUUUGACACAGAAAGUAACUCUGACUUUGAAACCAUCGGCUUUCUGCCUGAGCUUUUAUUCAAUACAGGAAGGAGGAAACUGUCUGUAAAUCAGCUUCAGAAGCAAAACAAGAUGAACAUCUCCAAUGACUCCAUUGCUCCACCCUAUGAAUAUUAUGACAAUUAUUACGACCAUUCUGGUUAUGAACCGUGUUCUUUCAGUGACAACAACAGUUUGAACGUUGUGGUUGGUCCUUACAUUCGCUCCAUCAUCUGCAUCCUGGGCUUGGUGGGGAACAGCCUGGUCAUCCUCACCUAUGCCCUCUACAAGAGAACCAAAUCCAUGACUGACGUCUACCUGCUCAAUGUGGCCAUCGCUGACCUGCUGUUCGUGCUGGCUCUGCCUUUCAUCGUCUACAACGAGCUGUACUCUUGGCCGAUGGGGCAGGUGGCCUGUAAGCUGCUGCGUGGUUCCUACAGCGUCAACCUGUACAGCGGCAUGCUAAUGUUAGCCUGCAUCAGCACCGACCGCUACAUCGCCAUUGUCCAGGCUCGCCGAAGCUUCGGGUUAUGUUCGGUGUCAAACAGUCGCAUUAUCUGUUUCCUGAUCUGGAUCUUUGCCUUACUGGUGUCUGUUCCCACUUUCCAUUUCUACAAUUGGUACGAACCAUCACAUAAUAAAAUCACCUGGCUCAACAGCAACGAACAGGAAGAGACAACAGAUCCACAGUACGUCUGUGAGUGGCAAUUUGAUGACAGCAACACUGCUAGCAUAGUGAAGGUUGUUGUUCCCAGGACCCAACUGGCCAUUGGCUUCUUCCUGCCGCUAUUCAUCAUGAUAUUCUGCUACACUUCAGUCAUCAUCACCCUGCAGAAAGCUAAAACCUUCCAGCGACACAAAGCGGUCCGAGUGGUGAUGGUGGUGGCGUUGGUGUUCAUUGUCUGUCACCUGCCUUACAACCUGGCCUUGUUGUAUAAGACAGUCAAUUUGUUCAAACACAGCGAUUGUGACGAGGAGGACUCACUGCACACGGUGAUGUCUGUGCUGCAGACCGUUGCCUACCUGCACUGCUGCCUGAACCCGCUGCUGUACGCCUGCAUCGGAGUGAAGUUCAGGAACCACUUCAGGAGGAUCAUCCAGAACCUGUGCUGUUUGGGUCAGAGGUACAUCGACCCGCGCCGCCUCUCCAUUGACGGGACCAAUGAAGACAGUACGUCUUUUAGCAUGUGAAGCUAAUUGUCUCAGGAGCUCUGAUUGAGAUCUGCAGAUCUCCAAAGCAAAAUCUGACCACAAAUGGAAGAUGUUAGAAAUUAUUCAAAAGAAAAAUCAAAACAUUACAAACUCUUGAGGUCUCAUUGUGUUUAUUGUUGCUUAAUUUCCAUAAGAAUCUUGGCUGCUGAUGAAAAUGGUUUCUGCUUGAGGCAUAGCAAUGUGUAAAGGAAUAAACAUCUCUGUUUUGAAUACAUUUACACAAGACAUCAAAAUGUCAUCAUAUUUUUCUGGACUGAUCCAAAAAUACCGGAAGAUGUUUCUGAUAGUUCAGAGUUUUUAGAGGAAGUGUCCACCACCCUCUGAAAAGGAAACAUUAGACUGUUUAUGUACAUGGCCUGUUUUUGUAUAAUACUUUAUCUAGAUGACUCCAAAGCGCUUCACACUGCAUUCACCCAUUCACCCGUUCACACACACAUUCACACGCUGAUGGUGCUGAGCUACUACAUUGUAGCCUGAACUGCCCUGAGGCAAUUUAACAAAAUUUGUGACAUAAAUCCUGCAGUUUUUACCUGGAAACCCAAUAAAUACGUCAUGAUCCUCUGUAGUCAGAUUCACACCCUUAAACUAAGAAUUUGUUCAAGCACUUUCAAUUAAAUUUCACUUUUCAGGUAGGAGUCUAUCUGUAUCUUAACCUUUCAAAGUUCUCCAAAUCUUCUAAUCUAUUUUCUUGAUGAUUUUGAUGAUGGCAUUUGACAAAAAAUCAUGUUAAUUGCUGUUUUAUAAUUGGUUUUUGCAUUAUGUUUUUAUGGUGUAAACACUUGAACCAUGUUGCAGCAAUCAAUUUAACUAAAGAUAAAUGGAUGAAUAAACUUCUCAAGAUCUUUUUGUGUUCAUUAGUUCUUAAAUGUUAUUAAUUUUAUUUUUAAAGCAUGUUGCCACAAAGCGAUAAAUAACUAUGAGGAGAUAAAAUCAAUACUGAUGAACAACCAGUAAAUUAAUAAGGAAACACCCAGAAAAUCCUCCCUGGAAAUGUUCUGCAGGCCAUAGAAGGCUGGUUUUGUAAUUGUCUUUAUGUGUCUCUACAGGUUCAGGUCACUAAACCUGUUUAACUGUUGAAGCAGCUUUUUAAAUGAUUUUGUUGAUGAUUGGAAGGUUGGUAGGUUUACUUUAAAGCAAUUUGUCUAGAUUGUUGUUUCUUUUUAAGCAUUGGGUUUGUCACUGCAGUGUAAAGUUAAUUGUCUGUUUUUUAUUUUUAUUUUAGUUUUUCAUGUGAAACACUUUGAAUUGCUUUGUUGAUAAAAUGUGAGGUACAAAUCUUUUUCCUUUUCUUUCAUAGAUGUAAUUUUUAUAUUGUGGAAUCAAUUCUUAUUGUUUGGUUAAUUAAACUGAGAUAUAUGUAUCAUUAAACCCUAAUUAUUUCUAAUCAGUUGAUUUGAAUAUGUUGGAUAAUGUUCUCAUACUAACCUUUUUGUGUUAUGUGUUCAUGAUUUGCUUUGAAAGAGGAAGCUGUACGUUCUGUUUCCUGUCACUUUCCGUUUGCCAUUAUGUUUGUGCAUGUAGUUCCGCAGUUGUCCACUGGGGGGUGAGAUUGAGUUCAUUCCCUUUAAGUUGUUCUGAAGAAGUUGGACCUUCACUUAGCAAUAAAGCACAGCUGAAGAUGAGUAAUGAGGACAAAAUGCAGCAGAA